AUGGAGCAUAUAAAUGGAACUGUGGUGACUGAAUUUAUCUUACUGGGAUUUUCUAUACAAUGGGAACUUCAAAUUUUCUUCUUUGUGACAUUUACCUUGAUCUACAGUGCUACUGUUGUUGGGAACAUCCUCAUUAUGGUCACAGUGACAUUCAGUUCCAUCCUGCAUUCUCCUAUGUAUUUUCUCCUGGGAAAUCUCUCUUUUCUGGACAUGUGUCUCUCCACAGCCACAACACCCAAGAUGAUCGCAGAUUUGCUCACUGAGUACAAGACCAUCUCCUUAUGGGGCUGCAUGGCUCAAAUGUUCUUUAUGCACUUCUUUGGGGGUGCAGAGAUGACUCUUUUGAUAGCCAUGGCGUUUGAUAGGUAUGUUGCGAUAUGCAAACCGUUGCACUACAGGACAAUCAUGAACCACAGGUUGUUGAAUGGAUUUGUGAUGCUUUCAUGGGUAAUUGGGUUUAUACACACUAUGAGCCAGAUGAUAUUAACUGUGAACUUGCCUUUUUGUGACCACAAUGUCAUAGACAACAUAUUUUGUGACCUUCCCCUAGUGAUCAAGCUUGCUUGUGUUGAAACAUAUACCCUGGAAUUAUUUGUCAUCGCUGACAGUGGACUACUCUCUUUCAUCUGCUUCAUCUUGUUGCUUUUCUCCUACACUGUCAUCCUGGUCACUGUACGGAAAAGAUCCUCUGCAGGACUUUCCAAGGCUCUGUCCACAUUGUCUGCCCACAUCAUUGUGGUCACUUUGUUCUUUGGACCUUGUAUCUUUAUCUAUGCCUGGCCAUUUGGUAGCUUUGCAAGCAAUAAAACCCUGGCUGUCUUUUACACUGUUAUGACACCUUUAUUGAAUCCUAUUAUUUAUACCUUGAGAAAUCAGAAAAUGCAAGUGGCCAUGAGAAAGUUGCGGUUUCAACAUGUUAGUUCCUCACAAAACUUCUAG
Messenger RNA from Ochotona princeps (American pika), 939 nucleotides. Its product is annotated as olfactory receptor 4L1. The record is from RefSeq and is a predicted model, not a curated record. Gene Ontology annotation, cellular component: membrane. Gene Ontology annotation, biological process: G protein-coupled receptor signaling pathway. Gene Ontology annotation, molecular function: olfactory receptor activity; G protein-coupled receptor activity. Lineage: Eukaryota; Metazoa; Chordata; Mammalia; Lagomorpha; Ochotonidae. The transcript has a single exon. The coding region runs from base 1 to 939 and encodes 312 amino acids.